AUAAAGCUUCUGACUCCAAUAUUUUCCUUUAACAAUGUUCCAGAAGAGUGGGAGGACGUUGAGGGGGAAGACGAUGAUGAUAUGGAGGAAGAGGAGGAGGAGGAUGAUGAGGAGGAAGAGGAGACGAUGGACCAGGAGGAAGGGGAUGCUGCUGCCGUGUCCGCCCCACGUCCAGCUGCUCUGCCGGGGUCCAUCCCCGUCACCGACUGCCUGUUCUGCUCACACCACUCCAAGUCCCUGAUGAAGAACGUGGCCCACAUGACGCGAGUGCACAGCUUCUUCCUCCCCGACCUCGAGUUCCUCGUCGACCUCAAGGGCCUCAUGCGGUACCUCGGAGAGAAGGUGGGAGCGGGGAACGUGUGUCUGUGGUGUAACGAGAAGGGGCGCUCGUUUUAUUCGGCUGAAGCAGUUCAGAGUCACAUGACCGACAAAAGCCACUGUAAGCUCUUCACGGACGGAGACACCGCUCUGGAGUUCGCAGACUUCUACGACUUCAGGAGCAGCUACCCAGACAGGAAAGAGGGAGAGGACGCAGGGAAGGACAAAGACGAGCUUCCUGAUGACCAGAACCUCGAGUAUGACGAUGAACUGCUCGAACUGACGCUGCCUUCAGGCGCUAAGAUCGGACACCGCUCCCUCCUGAGGUAUUACAAACAGCGUUUCGGCGCUCAGAAAGCUCUGGUUCUGAGCCACAACAAGAACGCCGUGGGCCGAGUCAUGAAGCAGUACCGAGCUCUGGGCUGGGGAGGAGACGGAGGCUUUGCCGCCAUGAACCACAAGCAGAAGGACAUGCAGUACGUUCAGAAGAUGAAGAACAAGUGGAUGCAGAAGAUGGGAAUGCGCAACAACACCAUCUUGCAGGCGCACUUCAGAUUACAAAUCAUGUUCUAGACCCCGGCAGACUUCACACUCUUAGGAUGUCAGCUUUUAUCCAGAACACAAGACUUUCAGUGCAGCUGCAGAAACGCUGGCCUGUGGCACGACAUCAUUAACACGUGGAGACAAGUGAAGCUGUGUUGUGUUUGAAGGAGACGCAGUCAUGUUGAUGUGGAGGAAUCUUUACUUUAACUCGAGAGCAGUUCAAUUACAUUUUCAGUUAAAUCUGUGUUGAAUACUUUCCGUAAAUCUGCUUUGAGAAUCAACCCGAGUGCAAAAUCAACAACUUUGUGGAGAUAAAAAGCAUGACUCACGAUCAUUAAACUAUGUGUUGACUAAAAGCUGCAGUAAAUCGAUAUUAAGACAAUAUUUUAGACUCUGUUCACUUACAAAACCUACUCUGCAUGUAAUACAUUAAACUGAUAAAUGUGAAAAUAAAUAGUUUUCCCUUUUUA
Messenger RNA from Notothenia coriiceps (black rockcod), 1331 nucleotides. RefSeq names its product zinc finger protein 622 (gene znf622). Gene Ontology annotation, biological process: ribosomal large subunit biogenesis. NCBI's taxonomy places the organism in Eukaryota, Metazoa, Chordata, Actinopteri, Perciformes, Nototheniidae. The transcript is spliced from 5 exons. The record is from RefSeq and is a predicted model, not a curated record. Gene Ontology annotation, cellular component: preribosome, large subunit precursor. The annotation marks the transcript as partial.